UAGAAAGUUUUGUGUUUUCUAUAUAUGUCUCUUUCUCUUUUGUGUGUGUGUGAGAGAGAAAAACUAUACAACACCAUGAUUCUCGAAUCUGCAAAUUCGGAUCUGAAAAAAGUUGAAAGUUUUUUUCAACUUCUUCCAUUUGUCACCAUUAGUUUUACAUUGUACCAACAGCCAAUCAUUAUUUAAUUUCCUUUUAUUUCUUUCUUAUUUUUGGUUUUUCAAAUUCAACCCAAUUUCAAAUCUGGCUUCUGAUUCGAGUUAUCAUUCAUUUUUCCUUGUAUAAGUUUGAAGGGAGAUAAAACAUGAAGAAUUCCAUAUCUGAACAGAGUUUCUACAUAGAGAGUGAAGAAGAGGAUGAUGAACUGGGGAAGCAUUUGGACAAAGAUGAAAAUGAAGAAGGAAAUGAAUCUGAUUUUUCCAAUUACUCCAAUGAUAAUGAUGAUGAUAAUAAUCGCCAGCAAAGCAAACCUAAUUCCUUAACCUCUGCUUGGCCUCAGAGUUACAGGCAAUCUAUGGAUCUAUACAGUAAUGUACCAUCUCCAAGUCUUAACUUCUUGGGAACACCUUCAUUAUCUCGGCUAGGAAGCUCAUUCUUGGGCUCAUCUCUCAUAAGAAGACACACUCCUGAGAUAUUGCCCUCUCUUCACAAGCCUCUCAUACCACCACCAGAAGAAGAAAAACCAGCUCACAGGCGUAGUUCUCAUGGUUUGCUGCCUCCCCUACACCCGAGGAAAUCUUCUAUUAAGAAAUUUCCUGAUGACAAACCCUCCAAAGAUGCACAUGGACUUGCAAUGUCUCGUCAAAGCUCCUAUGGCCAAGCAGUGAUAAAUGGCAUGAAUGUUCUCUGCGGAGUAGGAAUGCUUUCUACUCCUUAUGCUGUGAAGGAAGGUGGAUGGGCCGGACUUUCAAUAUUAUUCAUCUUUGGCGUGCUUUCUUUCUAUACUGGCAUGCUGCUGAGGUACUGCUUGGAUAGCCAACCAGGGCUUGAGACGUACCCAGACAUUGGUCAGGCUGCUUUUGGUACAACAGGACGAAUUGUUAUAUCAAUAAUUUUAUAUGUGGAGUUAUAUGCGUCUUGUGUUGAAUACGUAAUCUUGGAGGGUGAUAACUUGUCUGCUAUAUUUCCAAAUGUACAUCUAAGUCUGGGUGGGCUUGAGUUAGAUGCUCGCCAUCUUUUUGUUGUGAUAGCCACCCUGGCUGUUCUUCCUACUGUUUGGCUGCGUGACCUCAGUGUCCUAAGUUAUAUCUCAGUUGGUGGAGUUAUUGCUUCUGUUUUGGUGGUCCUCUGCUUGUACUGGGCUGGCUUGGUGGAUCAUGUAGGCUUUGAAAGCAAACAGACUGUACUUAACGUAUCAACUCUUCCUGUUGCUAUUGGGCUUUAUGGAUUUUGUUACUCUGGGCAUGCGGUCUUUCCCAAUAUAUAUACAUCCCUAGCGGAUCGUAAUCAAUUUCCUGCAGUCCUCUUGACCAGUUUUGGUAUGGUGACUCUGUUAUAUGGUGGAACAGCUGUGAUGGGGUACCUGAUGUUUGGGGACUCAGCUGAAUCCCAGUUUACUCUAAAUUUGCCCAAAGGAUUAAUGGCUUCCAAGGUUGCUGUGUGGACAACUGUUGUUAAUCCUUUUACAAAAUUUGCUUUGACCCUAUCUCCUGUAGCAAUGUGUUUGGAGGAAUUGUUGCCGUCGAAGCACGCCAAGUCUCACGUGUACCCAAUCCUCAUUAGAACUGCAUUGGCAAUCUCCACAUUACUUGUUGGUCUUGCUGUUCCCUUUUUUGGUUUGGUGAUGGCAUUGAUUGGAUCUUUACUUACAAUGCUAGUUACUCUGAUACUACCUUGUGUUUGCUUCCUGAGAAUCUUGAACGGAAAAACUAGCCGCCUUCAGGUUACAAUAUGUGUCCUUAUUAUCAUAGUAGGUACGGCAUCCGCAGUUAUCGGGUCCUAUUCAGCUCUCUACAAUAUCGUCAAGAGCAUGAGCUAAAUUUUGUAAUACUGACUAUGGCACCAGAUAUUUUUGAGCCUAGAGUACAUUAAGUUUCUAAUCAUAAAGACUUCACAAGUUCCCAUUUAUUGGAAGAGAGCCCGUAUUCCAUCUUCGGGCUAGUGAUUUUGAUAAUGAUUCUUUUUUUUUUCCUCCUUUUUCUAAAGACAUCUGCAGUCCCAUUGUUAUUUAGAGAAAAAAAUGCACUUCCAUUUCAUUAA
Lycium ferocissimum is the source of this 2197-nucleotide messenger RNA. Its product is annotated as amino acid transporter AVT1C-like. Gene Ontology annotation, cellular component: plasma membrane. Bases 303 to 1976 code for a protein of 557 amino acids. NCBI's taxonomy places the organism in Eukaryota, Viridiplantae, Streptophyta, Magnoliopsida, Solanales, Solanaceae. The record is from RefSeq and is a predicted model, not a curated record. The transcript has 13 exons.